Heteronotia binoei (common prickly gecko) is the source of this 798-nucleotide messenger RNA. RefSeq names its product mast cell protease 2-like. Gene Ontology annotation, molecular function: serine-type endopeptidase activity. The record is from RefSeq and is a predicted model, not a curated record. Bases 1 to 783 code for a protein of 260 amino acids. Gene Ontology annotation, biological process: proteolysis. NCBI's taxonomy places the organism in Eukaryota, Metazoa, Chordata, Lepidosauria, Squamata, Gekkonidae. The transcript has 5 exons.
AUGGCACUUGCACCUCAGAGCAUGUGCGUCGCCCAGCCGGAAGCGUCUGGAACUGCAGCCUUGAGCCGGCUCUGCCCACACAGACCAGCCACCUUACACAGUUGGAUUGUUGGAGGGCACGAAGCCUCACCACAUUCACGACCCUAUGCAGCAGCUCUGAAAGUGCAUGGACAUUUUAACUGUGGUGGUUUCCUGGUGGCCCCUCAAUGGGUGAUGACUGCAGCUCACUGCAAUGGAGACAUCCUUGUCAUUCUGGGAGCUCAUGAUCUGAAUGCUGUAGAAGACACACAGGAGGUGAUCAGGGUUGAAAGCGCUCAUGAACAUCCAGACUACAAGAUUUAUUAUGGAACGCCAUACAAUGACAUCCUUCUUCUUAAGGAAAGAGGAAAGCUGGAUCGUGAAGCCAAGCUUAACAAGUAUGUUCAAGUAGUUCCUUUACCACAGACUGAAAAGGAUCCCCCCAAAGACACAGAAUGUAUCGUGGCUGGCUGGGGAUGCAUUGAUGACCGGUUGGAAGGCUCAACAAAGCUUUUUAUGACCCACGUCAUCCUCCCUGGCUGCAGGAAGUGCCUGCAGCUUCUCCCAGAACUCACCAAUGGGAUGGUGUGUGCAGGAAGCAGUUCCAAGCUCUGUAAUGUCAGCAAUGGGGAUUCUGGAAGUGCUCUGGUCUGCAAUGGAGCUACACAUGUGCCACCAUCAUUUUACACCCGUGUUUCUGCCUACUUUCCUUGGAUCAGAAAGGUUAUGGGAAGAGUCCUGGAAAGGCAAGACCCACCUGCCUAAUGAACUGCCUGCAAG